AUGACGCGAGUAAUCAAAUUGACUCAAGACUUGCAGAAUGCUAUCGACUCGUCAAAGGAUUUCAGUAUUUUGUUUCGCGAACUCAAACCCCGACGAAGACUCACCGAACAGCCCAUCGUUGAGAUCCGAAAUCUGGCCAAUCAUUUGAUUAUAACUCUGAACCGAACCAAACCCGCCAUUCAAUUGUCGUUAAGGGAGGCGGCGUUCAAAGGACCCACUCAUGAGAGGAACUUUAGUCUGGAGUUGGAGGGACUCAACGAAACAAGUAAUUAUAAGUUUCUUAUUAUGCAUUUCGAAGACUAUUCGCACGAAAAUCCGGAAUCUAUUAAACAGCGUCUGUGGGUCUUCUUAGAUUGUGUGUCUCAGGGAUACCUCACACUCAACUCAAACAUCUUUAAUGGAUAUCGAAAAGACGGUGGACUCAUCAGAGCUGAAAGGGAUCGGAAGUUGACAGUGGAGUGCCAUCCAAAAGGCAUUCAUAGCAUUCUCCAUGAGGUUGAGUGUCCGUCAGCACAAACCCAAUCCCAGCGUAUAUUCCUUUCCCGAACUGUUAAAGAGAUUCCGACUCAGACUUACUAUACAAUCAAUGGAAAGAGUAAAGAAUCGGAUUAUAUAUUGAAAGCAUUUUCUGAACUCCAGUUUGCUCUCAAAGAUCUAAAACGAUCGCUUGAAUUACAAACAAGAGAGACUAAAGCCUUGCGUCAGACUAUGGAAAGCUGUGACUUUUGUCGGGCGCGAUUAGUUACUGGUUGUGCCACUAAACCAUGCUAUUCAGGCGUUAGUUGUCUUGAUUUGCCAAAUGGUAGCUUUAGAUGCAGUGCCUGUCCUAAGGGGAUGACUGGCGAUGGAAUUGAAUGCCAGAGAUUGACCACUUGUAACGACAGGCCGUGCUUUCAAGGGGCCCAAUGUAUUGAUGAUGAGGCACAAGGUUUCCGAUGUGGUCCCUGUCCUGUGGGUUAUAAAGGCAAUGGUUUAACCUGUUCUCCAGCUAUUCGAUGUUCAGACAAUCCGUGUUAUACUGGAGUCAAUUGUGUCAAUUAUGACAAACCUCCCGGUUAUAGAUGUGGAGCCUGUCCUCAAGGCCUCACAGGAAACGGAGUCACAUGUACUGACAUCGAUGAGUGCGAAUUGUCCCGACCCUGUAACCAACACUCUCAAUGCAUAAACCUGACCCCAGGAUUCAGGUGUGGGCCCUGUCCUAUAGGCUAUACCGGCAGACAGAUUCAAGGAAUUGGAGUAGAAUUUGCGAGGGCUAACAAACAGUUAUGUCUGGAUGUGAAUGAGUGCGAUGACGGCAGAAACGGAGGCUGUGUUGAGAACUCGCAGUGCAUUAACACUCAGGGCUCGUAUGUCUGCGGCGAAUGCAUUGAAGGCUUUGUAGGCAAUCAAACUGCUGGCUGUCAUCCCCAUCCGGGCACGUGUCCCGACGGAACCAUUUGUGAUGGAAAUGCUGAGUGUGUUAUCAGAAGAGGGUAUUCGCGAUAUCAGUGCCGAUGCAAAGUUGGGUUCGCAGGCGAUGGAAGGAUUUGCGGUCUCGACAGUGAUUUAGAUGGUUGGCCCGAUCACAACCUUAGGUGCUCUGACCCUCGAUGUAUUGCGGAUAACUGCCCACUAAUUCCCAACAGCGGACAAGAAGAUGCGGACAGGGAUUUGAUUGGCGACGCUUGUGAUGAGGACGCAGAUAAUGAUGGCAUUAUUAACGAUCCAAUUCUGAUGCUGAUGGACCCGAUACUCUGGGAAAUGCUUGUGAAUCAAACUGCUGGCUGUCAUCCCCAUCCGGGCACGUGUCCCGACGGAACCAUUUGUGAUGGAAAUGCUGAGUGUGUUAUCAGAAGAGGGUAUUCGCGAUAUCAGUGCCGAUGCAAAGUUGGGUUCGCUGGCGAUGGAAGGAUUUGCGGUCUCGACAGUGAUUUAGAUGGUUGGCCCGAUCACAACCUUAGGUGCUCUGACCCUCGAUGUAUUGCGGAUAACUGCCCACUAAUUCCCAACAGCGGACAAGAAGAUGCGGACAGGGAUUUGAUUGGCGACGCCUAUGGUGAUGGUUUGGGAGAUCUCUGCGAUCCUGACGCUGAUAAUGAUGGAGUGAUUAACAGUCAGGACAACUGUCCUUUAGUGGCUAAUAGUGACCAAUUGGAUAGAGAUGGAGAUGGAGUGGGAGACAAAUGUGACAAUUGUCCGCUUCAUGCAAAUUCAAACCAAAAGGAUUCAGACAAAGAUCUUGUGGGAGAUGUUUGUGAUACCAAUUAUGACAGAGAUUUGGAUGGAAUUCAAGAUAAUGUGGAUAACUGCCCGGAAAUUCCAAACAGCGAUCAAUUGGAUUCAGAUGAAGACGGGUUGGGAGAUGUUUGUGACUUUGAUAAGGAUAAUGAUGGAAUUAAAGACAAUUUAGACAACUGUCCAUUAGUCUAUAAUCCGGAUCAAAGAGAUACUAAUAAUACGGGAGUAGGCGAUGCCUGUCGGGGAGAUUUUGACGGCGACGGAGUGCCUGAUAAUUUAGAUGUCUGUCCCGACAAUAGAAAAGUAUACGCCACUGACUUCAGAGCUUACCAGACAGUGGUAUUAGAUCCCGAGGGAGACUCACAGAUAGACCCGCAUUGGGUUAUCUAUAAUAAGGGCGCAGAAGUGGUGCAGACGAUGAACAGCGAUCCGGGUCUCGCUGUGGGCUUCCAUUCGUUCGGUGGCGUCGACUUCGAGGGCACGUUCUUCGUGGACACCGAGAUAGACGACGACUACGUGGGCUUUGUGUUCAGUUACCAGGAUAACGCACACUUCUAUACUGUCAUGUGGAAGAAGAACACCCAGACCUACUGGCAGGCCACACCUUUCAGGGCAGUGGCUGAGCCGGGAAUACAACUCAAACUGGUCACAUCCCAGACUGGACCCGGACAGAUGCUCAGGAACUCCCUCUGGCACACCGGCAACACUUCAGAUCAGGUCAAGUUGUUAUGGCGCGACCCUAGAAACGUGGGCUGGAAGGAGAGGGUGGCCUACAGAUGGCUUAUGAUUCAUAGACCUAAGAUUGUCGAAACGACUACUCUAUUGAACGAAUUGACCACAAAAUCCGAGAUUCGUGUGGAGACUGUUGAACCAAAGCCAGAAACUGUUACGACUGAGAAGAUUACAUUUGAAACAAAACCAGUUAUAAUCACGACUGAGAAUAUUAUUCUCGAGUCGAGCCCAAAUGUAUUGACAACAAUACCACCCGAUUCUGUGACUUUGAAAUCAGAGACAACUGUUCCAUCAGUUGAAGAGGUGACUAAAGAAGUAACAAAACCUGAAGAACCAAAAGAAAUCAUAAAACCUGAAGAACCAAAAGAAGUCACAAAUUUGGUAACAACUGAAAAAAUUACCGAAAGUCCACAAACAGAGGCUAUUGUAAGAGAUGUUCCGUCAGAAACAACACCUCAACCAAUAUCUGUGACCUCAGAAGCUAACAAAGUGGAAGAAACAACAGCUAAAGUAGAAGAUGUCGAUAAGAAUGAAGUGAAACCAAGUGAAUCGUCUAUAUCUUCAGAACCAAUGGUAGAUGUGGUGACAGCCGAUCCAACUAUUAUUAAAUCUGAUGACCUCUUAAAGGAAAACAGUUCGGAACCCAUUAAUCCGGAAAGCAUUACAACAAAAUCAAGUUUAGAUGAAAAAGUCAACGAAAUGACUACAACUAAAGAACCUUCAAUAGAAACAACAGUCGCUAUAGAAGUCGGAGGUAUUGAAGAUGUCGUUACCACGACUCCUAAGGUAGUUAUGAACGAAGAAUUGUCUCCUAUUGUGACCACUGAAGCCAUAAAGUCAGACGAAAUGAAGACAACAAUUAUUAGUGAAGUAAGCGUUAGUACGGAAGAAGUGAAGAUAGAAGAGGAACCCAAACGUGAAGAAGUCGUAACAGAAAUGAAGGGAAGUUCCGAAAUGACGACAACUGUGGCCUCAGUAUUAAGUAAUGAGGUUUCGAGUGAAGCAAAUGUUGACUCAAAUGUAAGCGAAGACACUGUCAUCUCAACCACUGAAGAGACUGUUAAGUCGAGUUCGGAAACGAUUAUAACUUCAGAAGUAGUGCCUAUAAAAGCCAUAUCAACGGAAGCGACCACUUCUUCGCCGGUCAUCAGCGAAGAGCCAAAAUCUGAGACGACGACAAUCGCUGAUAUAAAAAGCGAUUUAAACAUUGUUGAGAUCAAUAAAACUGAGAGUCCAUUGGAUUUAAACACUGAGACAACGAAUUUACAAACGGAUAAGGAAUCGGUUGUUACGAAAGACUUAGACAUUGAAUCCAUUACAACGACAUUGAGUUCUUCAAUCACUGAAUAG
Molecule: messenger RNA, 4299 nt
Organism: Oppiella nova
Lineage: Eukaryota; Metazoa; Arthropoda; Arachnida; Sarcoptiformes; Oppiidae
Source: the annotation of a GenBank genome assembly